Lolium rigidum is the source of this 3181-nucleotide messenger RNA. Its product is annotated as abnormal spindle-like microcephaly-associated protein homolog. The record is from RefSeq and is a predicted model, not a curated record. Bases 17 to 3181 code for a protein of 1054 amino acids. Gene Ontology annotation, molecular function: protein binding. Gene Ontology annotation, biological process: mitotic cell cycle; spindle organization; establishment of meiotic spindle localization. Lineage: Eukaryota; Viridiplantae; Streptophyta; Magnoliopsida; Poales; Poaceae. The transcript is spliced from 16 exons. Gene Ontology annotation, cellular component: spindle pole.
GGAGAGGAGGAAGGCGAUGACGCCUGCUAUGGUGGCCGUGCUACGGGAGUCCCUCAGGGAGGUGUGCAGCUUGGAGGAUGUGGAGCAGAGGAUGGGCAGGUUCAUGAGCGCCCACGCGUGCCAGGAGGUGCUCCUCAUGAUGUGCCAAAUUUGCAAGAACAUUGAUGAGAGAAGACUCAAGAUGAAAGCACAUUGCCCUAUCGCUACUGAUCUUAGGCUGAAAGAGAAUGCGACUAGAGUUUUCAUGUGUUACAAUCCAGAGUGGCUCAGGAUAGGCUUACAUGUUGUCCUUGGGGGUGAUGCCUUGGUACAGAGUGGAUCCUGGAAACUGGACAAGGAGCUGAAACUUCUUCUGGAGAAGCAAUUGUUUUGUCAAAACAUGCCUCCAAAAACUUCUGGGGUCAACAGAACAGGUUGUACUGAAGCAUCAGGCAACAUCAUACUGAAAAGAAUGUUUCUGCUUGUCGCUGCCCUAGACAGAGCGAAAAUGGAAAGUGCACUGCCUCUCAAAUCUGGAAUCGAUAGCCUUGAUGAUGGUGGAUCCCCUCCAUUGUUUUGUCACAAAGCCCACAUAAAAUCUAGCCGGCAAAUUGUUCAGGAGUCUUUGGCUGAGGCAAUGCAUGGAGAAGGUGAUCUCCUUAUGCAUCUAUCAACAAUGGGAUACAAACUGAAUUACGAGCAGCUUGCUCUGUCAGAGUAUGACUUCACUAUAAGAAAUUUAUUUGAAGAUCUCCAGGAUGGCAUAAUUCUUUGUAGGGUUGUUCAGCUCCUGCUUUCUGACGCAUCGAUUAUUUCGCGAGUGAUUGCUCCGUCAGAUACACAUAAAAAGAAAUUGCAAAAUUGCACCAUGGCUAUCCAGUAUAUCAAGCAAGCUGGGGUUCUAUUAUCUGAUGCAGAUGGAGUCAUAAUUUCAGCAGAAGACAUUGCUAAUGGCGACAAGGAACUAAUUCUUUCGUUGAUAUGGAAUAUCUUCAUUCGUAUGCAGUUACCCUUGCUGGUAAACAAAACUUCACUAGCUCGUGAAUUAUCCAGGUUAAAAGCACCGACACUGGAACAAUCAAUCUCUGAGACCAAGUCGCACAUGGGCUUACUUUACGAUUGGAUUCAGGUGGUAGGUGCAAAAUAUGGCAUAAGUGUGGAAAGUUCCUCUCAGAUUGACAGGAGAGCGCUGAACUAUUUAAUAAGUUACUAUUUGAACAUUAGCAUUCAUGGCUGUCCCCUGAAGGAAACAUUUUCUGAUUGUCGAAAGGAACUGUUCAGUUGCCACGAGCAAGAUACUUCCACUGAUAUCAUGAGCUUUCCAUCUAGGAAAAUAGGAAAAAUUCUUGGAGACUUUCUUCAGGGUUUUCCAGCUAGUGACAUCUUAGCCAAUGAUGUAUUAUUUGAUGAAAAGGGUGCAAUAGUUUUAACUGCACUCCUAUGUUCACAUCUGACUAAUGAUAAAAGAUUGGAGCAACUACGGAAUUUUAUAAAUGCGAGAUUGGACUACCAAAGCGUGCAGAAUAAAGUUUCUGCUGCAAUUAUAUCUCCAAGAAAGAAUGAUGUGAAGUAUCAACCCCCUCAGACAGAUAACACAGAUGAUUCAUGCAGGAGACAGGAGCGGGAUGCUACUACUAUACAAACUCAAAUCAGACAAAUGAUUGCAAAGAACAAAUAUCAUAAGCUUAAGACAUCAAUAUCUAUCCUGCAAGGUGCUAUAAGAGCUUGGUCAGCUGUUAACAUGAUAACCAAGUAUAGGUGUCUAGCAGCCACCCUCUCUACUCACUGGCGAUCAGAUGGAGACUACAGCAGAUAUUUUAAUUUCAUAUCAGAAAGGCAUAGAUUUGUUCGAAUGAGAAGAUCUGCCAUUGUGAUUCAGCAGGCUGUUAGGAUUUGGAUUAGGGAAAGGAAUAGGUCUGAGAACAUUGAGCUUUUUGAAAGCCAUGAAUUCUUGGAUACUACAGCUUCGUCGAAAAGCCAUUGCAUAGAAAUGUACCAUGGUGAGAUUGAAACCAUAGCUUGCAAGGAUGCGGGUGCCUCAAUAGCUUCUGCUGCCCCUCAAUGCCUUGAUGAGACGGAAUGUACAGACUCAACCACCAUUCUGCAGCUUGGCGACCAAUACAGUAACUAUGUAGCUCCUGCCAUUCAGCUCUGCAACAGUGGGCAUGAGUCUGUAGCGUCUCCUAGUCCUCAUAGCAAGAGCGGCUCCAUAAAUACUGUAACUAAGCACCUAUUUGAAGAUGAGACUGCAAACAUUGCAUCAGACACUGAACUUGUGUACAAGGAUGACGUGGACUGUGGAAGCAAUAUUUCUUGUGGAGCUUCAUUCCAGCAUGAACGGCCUGUAUCUGCCCAGCUCGAUUUCUUACUUUGCAAAGACGGAAUGGCUGCUCGAAAGAUACAGUUUGCAUAUAGAAGAUUUGUACAGGAUAGAUCCUCAAGAAUGUCUGCUGCAACUAAAAUUCAGAGCCACUGGCGUGGUUUCACCAUGCGGAUCUGUUUCAAAAGGCAAGUUGAAGCUACCAUUGCCAUCCAAUCUGUAAUAAGACAGAACUUGUGCAGCUGGGCUUUUCACCAGCAUCACGAUGCUGCAAUAGAAAUUCAGCGUAUUGCCAGAGGACAUUUCGCUAGAAAGAGGCUAUUGGGUUAUUUGCAGAGAUGGUGGAGAAAGGUUCUGUUUCUUGAAUCAAGGAAACGAGCUGUGACUGCUAUCCAGUCCCAUGUUCGUGGUUGGAUAGCACGACGUGCAUCUAUUAGAAAAAAGAAGUGUAUUACUAUUAUUCAGUCCUAUGUCAAAGCCUACCAUGUGAGGAAAGCUUCAAAGCAAGAAGUUGCUGAUAUAAGGUCUAGAAUACAGAAGACUUCCAAACAAGUUGAUGACGACAUGCGCCUCAGUAGGCUAAUUUCUGCACUGUCGCAUAUCACUGGCUGUAGGAGCAUCAGCAGCAUUCGACAAACCUGCACAAGAUUAAGGACUGCUACAGAGCAUUCUGAGAAGUGCUGUGAGACACUUGUCGGUGCUGGUGCUGUAGAUAUUCUGCUGAAGCAAAUCCCUAACCUGAACCGUGGGAUGCCUGACCAGGAAGUCUUGAAGCAAGUACUCUAUACACUGCAGAACAUCGCAAGAUUCCCAAAUCUUCGACCGAUUUUAGUGAACAACCCACAGUUGGUAACCACUAUCUUCCAGGAGCUUCUGAGGUAA